This is a messenger RNA of Debaryomyces hansenii CBS767, 477 nucleotides long. RefSeq names its product E2 SUMO-conjugating protein. Bases 1 to 477 code for a protein of 158 amino acids. Gene Ontology annotation, biological process: protein sumoylation. The transcript has a single exon. Gene Ontology annotation, molecular function: SUMO conjugating enzyme activity. Gene Ontology annotation, cellular component: nucleus. NCBI's taxonomy places the organism in Eukaryota, Fungi, Ascomycota, Pichiomycetes, Serinales, Debaryomycetaceae. The record is from RefSeq and is a predicted model, not a curated record.
AUGUCGCUUUGUAAAACUCGUUUGCAAGAGGAAAGAAAGCAGUGGAGAAAGGACCAUCCAUUUGGGUUCUAUGCGAAGCCUUCGAAGGCAGCUGAUGGGUCAUUGGACUUGACACAAUGGACCGCUGGAAUACCAGGUAGAUCAAACACUUUGUGGCAGGGAGCUACAUAUCCAAUAACUAUAUCAUUUCCAGAAGAAUAUCCUUCGAAGCCACCCAAGAUUAAGUUUCCUACUGGUUUUUACCACCCAAAUGUAUACCCAAGUGGUACGAUAUGCUUAUCUAUCUUGAACGAAGAACAGGACUGGAGACCGGCGAUCACUAUUAAGCAAGUCGUGAUGGGUAUCCAGGAAUUAUUGGAUAGUCCAAAUCCAGACUCGCCUGCACAAGAGCCAGCUUGGAAGGCAUUUAGUAAGGAUCUUGCUACGUAUGAAAAGAAAGUCAAAGAACAGGCCAAGCGAUACGCAACAGCGUCAUAA